UUCUUAUGUAAUAAAACGUCUAGACGUCCCCCGAGGUGAAAAAGGAGAAAUUUGAGUGUAAAUAUUUAAACUUUGUAGCUAAAUACGCGCACUGCGGUUAUGGAUUGGUUUGUGGCGCUUCCAAACAGCGCAAAACUCAACUAGGCACAACACAAAUGUAAAAUCAGUCACAUUCAGGUUUCUCAUAAGGUUUCUGCUGUGUUGUGAAUAGUGCUAAACUCAAGGUUUUCGUCACGAACAGGCAUAACAAAUGUCAUAAAUAUCAGUAUCUGCAAAUCAUUACAACGUUUUCAGCUGGUCUCGUAAAUUUCAUAAAUUGGGGCACAAAUUCACGUUCAGAAUGCUAUAAUAUCCAACCAAGUAGCAGAUAAUAACAGAUUAUUUUUAUAAUGGCUACAAGAAUCAACAACAGUAUUAUAAACCAAAUCUUGUUAUGGAUCCAUCCAAAGAAUCAAGAGCGCAACCUGAUCUCAGCAUCAUUUCACAUGAUCACAAUCACAUUGAUUAGCAUGUCCCUUGUGCAAUUGGAAUGGUUUCAGAUUGUUGGUGGAGUAUGCACUCCAUAUCUGACUCUUGGUGAAUUCUUCUGGUUUGGAUAUUCUGAUGAUUUUCCUUCUGGCUAUGAGUGUAUUAAUAACACAAUUGUGAAUAUGAUGAGGAUUAUCAUAUUAUGGUGUUUUAUGACAAUCAUAUUUUCCUUGGGUGGGUUCUUCCUGGACAUUAUUGGUCCAAGGACAUCAAUCUAUUUCUUCAUCAGGAAAUAUGCCCUUGCAAAUACAUGUACAGUAUUAUGGAUUAUGGCAAUUAUAAGUUCUUGUUAUUAUGUGGCCAUACUGCUGGAGAAUUCUCUUGCAACCUUAUAUCCAACAAUUGAUACAAUGGUCACUUAUGGAUAUGGGUUUUAUUUAAUUGCAGCAACAGGUGGCGUUGCAUUGAUUGGUACCUUCUGUUCAUUGAUUCUGAUGCAUACAAUGUCAUCGGAAGCUUAUGCAGCAGAUGAUCCAUGUUUGAUUGAUGAUUAUGAUGAUCAAAUGGAGCCGUUUAAUAACACCGUUCCACCACCGCCGUACAAUAUACCUCCACCUCCAUACGCACCCUGAAACCAAAUGCUUUAACACUUUUAAUGUAUACAUAUACAUAUUGAUUGUUAAAUUAGUUCUUAGAAAUUUCCGAGUAUUUUCUUAAACGAAUCAAGCGUCACACUCACUAAGUAUGUUAAAAUAUCUCAGAACGAAAACCUGCUACUAGUGCUUGUCGUUUUCAUGUGAUUUAAGUUGUAUCAAUAUUUAGUAUCUACAAGUUUGUAAACACACACACACACACAACUCAAUGUGAUAAUUGCCUUUCUCUAGUCUUCGAAAGAAUCGUCUAACAAACAUGCUUUACAGGCUUUAGCUGAUAAUAAUCAUUCUUUGUAACUUAGUCACCAAAGAUCUAUUUUUUGUUAAAAUGUGAAUUGUGUACACAUGGAAACUAGUUUUUAAACACCUCGGCAAAUUAUAAAUAUUAUAAAUUGUCAAUUGAUGAAAAUUGCAAACUUUCUUAAUGUUUCAUUUUACUGAGAAUCAAUAACAGGAAUCGUACAAAUUGUAAAUGUAAAUAAAUUAUUUUCAAACAAA
This is a messenger RNA of Dalotia coriaria, 1619 nucleotides long. RefSeq names its product transmembrane protein 127-like. The transcript is spliced from 4 exons. Lineage: Eukaryota; Metazoa; Arthropoda; Insecta; Coleoptera; Staphylinidae. Gene Ontology annotation, cellular component: membrane. Gene Ontology annotation, biological process: negative regulation of TOR signaling; negative regulation of cell population proliferation. The record is from RefSeq and is a predicted model, not a curated record. The coding region runs from base 390 to 1100 and encodes 236 amino acids.